CGUUCAAUCGCCUUUCUUCCACUGACAAUUACAUCGGUUCUUCACGUGAGUUCAGUGCCGUGAUUUACGUGCUUCGAGAUCGAUUACUAUCUUCCAAUUCUGAAUCUAUAAUCAGAUCGAAUGAUGCGUCACCGCGUCUAGGUACGCAAGAUCAUUGCGGAAACAAUUCCGCAUGCUCAUAAAAGCGAACCAACACGAUGGGCGCCAAGGAUCCUUGUACUCGCAAUCACCUUUCCAUUAUUCUGGGAUCAGUGCCAAAUGAGUGGUGUUCGUACUUCAAAUCCAUCAACUAUGCAGCUACCACACCACAGACGUGUUGUGGAUAAAUGUACCCCACGGGACAAGUAUGCGAGGACGCACAUACAUCUAAAGAAUUCAUUCCUCUCAAGCUCUGAUGAUUUGAGUGUAAAGACUCCAAGCGCGCCUUGGGUCCACGCGUAUAACUCACGACAACGAUCGCAAUCUUCCGCAGAUACGCAAGGCUGGAAGCAUCUGCCAACUCCCAUCCGACCAACCUUCCGCCCGCGUGAUUACGCAUCACCGCUCACUGCGGAUAAUAUCUCCCCCACGAACACGUUCAAAGUCCUACGACGCUCGUUGCAUAACCUUGAUUUUGACCCAACUUGCCUUGAUCGCCUCGAUGAACAGCUUCUUCUUUCGCCCACAGAGUCAUUCGUUGACGUAUGUUACUCUGACGCUGUUCAUGACAACAAUAUUCCUGUUCCUAUGCUCCAGCCCAUCCAACCUCGUAUCCGUAAAGACGCGACGCUAUAUGACCGUACAGCUGCCACUGAUGAGGACCCUUUCCACGAUUGGGAUGAAAAUUACUCCGUCAAAUUCAAAAAGGCUCGCAGGAAACCGUUGCCCCCACCUCCGCUUCCACAACUGCCCGAAGAAUCACUUCCCAGAACGAGUCACCAGGACUCGAUGCUCGCUCUUCUGGAGUCACAUAUCCUAUAUCACAAUCCCAACGAAUCUGUUCACUUUUUCCCAGUAUCUACGCAACGCUGCAGUGGGGAAUCGCGAAAAUCGUCUCUCGAAGCCCCCUCCGUCCACUCCACGGGGUCGAAUGGCAGAUUCAGGCGCAUUUCUGAUGCACUUACUGGUCGUUCUCGAAGACCCAGUGCUUAAAACCCCGCCGACUUCAUUGAAUGUAAAGUCAUCAUCUCAGCUGUUUUGAUCACUCGACAAAAACGGCAUGCCGUACCACCUCCAUCCCCUGAUUGUUAUAUCUUAGCCUAAUCGCAAUGCAGCAGGAGCUCCAUUUGCGACCUAGAUACCCUCUGACGUUACUCUAACUUUUGAUUCAUUUGUUUGUUUUAUAGGAGUAUAUUUUGGAUUUCUUACUAUCUCAUGACAACCGACUGUUCAAACUGCUUCACAGUCGCUUCUUCCUAUCUCCGUCGCUAGAUACGAUGAUCAGUGACGUACCAUUCAGCAUCGAUAACGCCUCGAAUGAAAUAAUGAUUUUUGGAACUUAAA
This is a messenger RNA of Suillus plorans, 1482 nucleotides long. RefSeq lists its product as uncharacterized. The transcript has 3 exons. Bases 259 to 1131 code for a protein of 290 amino acids. Lineage: Eukaryota; Fungi; Basidiomycota; Agaricomycetes; Boletales; Suillaceae. The record is from RefSeq and is a predicted model, not a curated record.